CCACCAUGGUGCUCGCCCUCAACGGCAGCCACCUCUACGGUAACCUCCGGGCCCUGGUCCUGGAGGAGCCGCGGGCGCUGAGCGGCGGCAGGAUGAUCGCCGGCUCCUGGCCCCCGCGCAGCCUGGCGAAGCUCGGCCCGUCGCCCCCCCCGUCGGCGCUGCCCACGGCGAGCCCCCUCCCCGCCAACGACUCCCAGUGCGGGGAGCAGAUCCUCAGCUACGGCAGCGCGGAGAAAGUUCUCAUCGGGGCCGUGCUCUGCCUCAUCACCCUGCUGACCAUCGCCGGCAACUGCCUGGUGGUGAUCUCCGUCUGCUUCGUGAAGAAGCUGCGGCAGCCCUCCAACUAUCUCAUCGUCUCGCUGGCCCUGGCCGAUCUCUCGGUGGCCCUGGCCGUCAUGCCCUUCGUCAGCGUCACCGACCUUAUCGGCGGCGAGUGGAUCUUCGGGCGCCUCUUCUGCAACGUCUUCAUCGCCAUGGAUGUCAUGUGCUGCACGGCCUCCAUCAUGACCCUCUGUGUGAUAAGUAUCGACAGGUACCUGGGAAUAACAAGGCCUCUUACGUACCCUGUAAGGCAGAAUGGGAAGUGUAUGGCCAAAAUGAUCCUGUGUGUCUGGCUUUUAUCUGCCUCUAUCACCAUUCCCCCGCUCUUCGGCUGGGCCCAGAAUGUAAAUGAUGAAAAGGUUUGUCUCAUCAGUCAAGACUUUGGCUACACCAUUUACUCCACAGCAGUUGCAUUUUACAUUCCGAUGUCAGUGAUGCUUUUCAUGUACUAUCAGAUUUAUAAAGCUGCCAGGAGGAGUGCUGCUAAACACAAGUUCACUGGUUUCCCCCGUCUGGAAGAAAUGGAAGGGAUUUCUGUGAAUGGACUUGUAAAACUGCACAAAGAAUCUGAAGAAUGUACUAAUUUUUCACGACUCCUAAAGCAUGACAAGAAAAACAUUUCCAUCUUCAAAAGAGAACAGAAGGCUGCCACCACCCUUGGGAUUAUUGUUGGGGCUUUCACAGUCUGCUGGCUGCCCUUUUUCCUCCUCUCGACUGCAAGGCCCUUCAUCUGUGGUACAGCGUGCAGCUGCAUCCCGCUCUGGGUGGAGAGAACAUUUCUAUGGCUGGGCUAUGCAAACUCUCUCAUUAACCCUUUUAUAUAUGCCUUCUUCAACCGGGACCUGAGGACAACCUAUCGCAACCUGCUGCAAUGCAGAUACAGGAAUAUCAACCGCAAACUCUCAGCCGCAGGGAUGCACGAGGCUCUGAAGCUUGCAGAAAAGCCAGAAUUUGUUCUGUAAGGUCACUCAUCCUCUACUGUGGUAAUUUGUUGUUUUAUCACAUUAGCUUUUUCCCCACAGGUUUGAAAGAAGUGUGUAGGAAGAACCAGGCUGCUUGAGCAAUUGCAGUCAUCAAAAAACAAGGUAGAGCCCACCAGUCCUAAUCAGCCUGGAAAAACAAGACCAUCACCUAAAGAAUUUGGGUGUAAGAGGAAUAUAAGAAAGGACAAAAGUGAAAUGUAGUGCAGGAUGUUUGAGCUGUUAGUGAGGAAAAAGGGCCUAACUCAUUUGUUUGGCCCAAAAAAUGUUUAGUAGGUCUGAAUGCUGGAUGCACCUUGUGUCCUAGAGAUUCUUAGCUGAAAUAAAGACCUGAGAAUGGUGAAAAGUUCGUUUUCUUCCACUUUAGUAUUACAAAAAUCAUUAAAGAAGAAGCUGAUUCAAAGAACUUCUAUUGCAUAGAAAUAUUCUUUAUUGUAAUACCCCAUAUGUUCAUUAAAUAUUGAUUUACUGGAUUGCCUGGAAAUGAACUAUAUUGUGAAAUUUAAUAUUGCCUUUGCACAGCAACUCUGGCACUGAAAGAAUUUGUUACACUUCCAAUUUGAUUGUAAGAGUUUGAGUAAUGUCACAUGGACCAGCAUCUACUGCUGCAUACAGCCAUGCAGCACAGUUAGCUGCAGUGCUGCUGUGCAAAUCACACCAGGUAAUCUUGUGCUAUAUUUCUAAUAUAACAAAUGUGUCUGAUGACAGUUUAUUUCAGGAUCUGUCUGGUCUUUGUCCAUCUCUUCAUUCUUUAAUUCUCUUGGCUUUCUCAGCUGAGCACUUCUCUAAUCUAGAUGGAGACUGUGCUCAAGCCGUUUCUGUUGAUG
This is a messenger RNA of Poecile atricapillus (Black-capped chickadee), 2128 nucleotides long. RefSeq names its product 5-hydroxytryptamine receptor 7 (gene HTR7). The record is from RefSeq and is a predicted model, not a curated record. The transcript is spliced from 2 exons. Gene Ontology annotation, molecular function: G protein-coupled serotonin receptor activity; neurotransmitter receptor activity. Bases 6 to 1283 code for a protein of 425 amino acids. Gene Ontology annotation, biological process: vasoconstriction; chemical synaptic transmission; smooth muscle contraction. Gene Ontology annotation, cellular component: dendrite; plasma membrane. Lineage: Eukaryota; Metazoa; Chordata; Aves; Passeriformes; Paridae.